UCACCAGCACAGGUACAGCAGGGACAAUGGCUUCAAGAGGUAAAGGAACAUCAACUGGACUCGCUGCGUCUAGUAAGCAGGGGCAGGACCAGGGCAGGUCCUCUGAGCUGAGGCUGGUGCUGCUUGGGAAGACAGGAGAUGGGAAGAGUGCCUCUGGAAACACCAUCCUGGGCAGUAAGAAGUUUGAAUCUAAAAUCAGCGCCUCCUCAACAACAAAGAAGUGUAAGAAGAAAACAGCUGUUGUUGCUGGGAGAAAGGUUUCUGUGAUCGACACUCCAGGAAUCUUCAACACAGAUCUCUCUGAAGACGAGGUUAAACUGGAGAUUGGGAGAUGCAUCUCCCUGUGCUCCCCAGGACCCCACGCUUUCCUCCUGGUGAUGCCGUUGGGUCGAUACACGGGGCACAAGCGUGAAACAGUGCAGGAAAUCCAGAAGAUGUUUAGUGAGGAAGUUAUGAGGUACACCAUCAUUCUGUUCACUAGAGCGAAUGAACUAAAAAAGGACGAGACUAUCGAGGAGUACCUUGAGAGAGGCAGCCAGGAGCUCCAGGAGCUGGUUAAAAAGUGUGGAGGGUAUCACACCUUCAAUAACAAGGAGGAGAAUCCCACCCAGAUCACUGAACUACUGGAGAAAAUAGAGAGCAUGGUGGCUGUGAACGGAGGCAGCCACUACACUGAUAAGAUAUACCAGCUAGCAGAAGCAGUGAUCAGAGAAGAGUGGGUUAGUAAAGGAAUAAGCAGAGAAAAGACCGAAAAGUCCAACAGUUUCAUUAGGGCAUUGACCAUACUGACAGGAGCAGCAGUGGGAGCUGGUUUGGGGAUCUUAUUGGGAGGGGGGCUAGCAUGUAUUGCAGGUGGGGCAGCAGUGGUACCAGGAGCAGCGGUAUUUGGGGUAUUAGGAGGAGUAUGUGGAGUGUCAAUUGGAUCAGAAGCAUCAGGGCCAAGCGAUGCAGUACAGAGAGUGAUUAAAGCACUAGUAGACAUAAAAGAGGCAGCAGUCAACACAUUAAAAACAGUACCUGUGCCUGAACACGGCAAGAAACAAUAGAAGCAGUACGUGCCCCUGAAUGCAAGUUUACCAUGGUGAAUUUAUCAGUGUUUUCACACUUUUCCCAUGGCUUUGCUUUGCUUUUCAAAUGGUUUGAACAUGCUUUGCUAUACUGUACCAUGGGAAUACCAUGAUAUUCCAUAAUACAUGUUUACUAUGGUUAACCAUUGUAAGAGGUUCGAUUUCUUCUUAAAAAUAAUUAAUCUUCUUCAGGUAAAGUUAAUCAAAAAUAGUUUAUUCAGGAAUCAAAAUGCAAACAGGAACAAAGAAUCCAAGGUGAUGCAUCAGUGAGCUCACAUAGAAGCUGUUCUGAGCUGGCAUCAGUGCAGAUGUUAUUUACUUCUGAGCCGAGCUGAGUCUCUUCGUACAGCACAGAUAUAGAGCUAGCUUAUGUAAUUUCCUUGACCAAAUGUGGUCUUAUUACCCUAGAAUAAUGCAUGGUGUGAGACACAGCACAUUAAUACUUAACAUCUGCGUUUCUUCUUCAUUUUACCAAUGUCAGCAGAAACCCAGAUAACAAGAAGUUACAUUUCAGGCAGCAUAGUGCUAUACCCACGCAUCACAAGGUCGAACGACAAGGCUGGUGAUUGCAAACACUGAUGUGCACCAGCCAUGUACAGCUUGAUGUUAAGAGUUCAUUAACCCUGCAUUGAUUCAGAGCAGGGUUAAUGAACACAAUGUUUACAGACAGUUUCAAAGAUUUCUCACUUCUUUCAUCAUUUAAAUGGGAAGCAUACGUAACAGGUUGUAUAAUGAAAAGGAAUAAAGGCUGAUGAAACAAUAAGAGCUUGUGCUAUUUAACUGGAACAAUGUGUACCCUGCCCCACACACGGUGCGUACUUAUCAGAAAAAGCCUGCGUGUUCCAAUUGUAUAGUGUAUUAUUAUGAGUUCCAUGACACUUACUUUUGUUAAAAGUGACAAGCUAUAACUUUAGGUAAGUGGUUUUAGAACCAGUUUUAAUUGGUUUGAUUCUGGUUUGUACAUAGGCUUAAAACAGCUUAUUAAGCAGAAGCAAAGGUUUGAUCAUCCCUCCGAGGUCACAGCUGCACUCUGAGUUAUGAAAAGCCAGUCACUCCGACAUGGGUGUAUUUGGGGCCACAUGCCAAGCUAAAGAGCUACAAGGUCAGGGAAGCACACAGGCAAAAAUCCUUACACCAUGGUCCAGUAUAGUAAAGCACAGUGAAAGCAUGUUAACAUUGGAAAAGCAAAGCAAAACCAUGGAAAAGGUGCAAAAACACAAUAAUAAAUUUACCAUGGUAAACUUUCACAAGAGCAGCUUUGCGUAUUGAGAAUAUAUUAGAGCACAACACUGAGAACCAGUGCAGUGAAUUCUCAUUGAAUUCCACAUUCCAGUUUGAACCGAUUCUCUUCCAGAUGGAGGUCAGUGUGUCUGGCAGACAUGAAGUGAAAGAGAGAUCAUGAUUAGUAAUGACUGGGUUUAUGAAACUGGGCUUUCAUUUGUUUUUAUGGACGUGUUUUUUUUAACAGUAUUUUCCGAACAAUCUUUCAGUUAAUAGUUAAAAUAGCUAGAAUUUAUAGGUUGAAUACAAUUGUACAAUUUUAUGAGCCAAGUAGCAAAUUAUUUUGAAAUUUUCAUUGUUCAUCUUGAAACAUUCAGUUGUUUGACUAUUCGAUGAUUUCACCUGAACUAUAAACAGCAAUGAUACAACUUCAUCUGUCUGUUGAUCUUUGCUUCUGGUUCACAUUUUCAUUUCAGCUUUUCAGCAGCAUGAUAAAAUGCAACACUGUUUCGUGUCAGUGUGCUCGUAUAUUUCAUUUAAUCAGAUAAAAUGGAAUCUAAUGUAUUUUCAUGGGGGCUAUCGGGGUAAACAUGUUAAGAGUUCAAAGUCUUUUUUCUUACCAUAUCCCACAGAGACAAAAGACAUAACUUGAGUUUUUAUUUUCUUUCAUUCAGUUAAAAAAGUAGUUGAAAAACAUCUGCUACUAUCGUGAUAAUCAGUGUAUGGUGAAAGAGUGGGCUCACGACUAUUGUGAUAAUCAGUGUAUGGUGAAGAGUGGCUCACGACUAUCGUAAUAAUCAGUGUAUGGUGAAAGAGUGGGCUCAGGACUAUCUUGAUAAUCAGUGUAUGGUGAAAGAGUGGCUCACGACUAUCGUGAUAAUCAGUGUAUGGUGAAAGAGUGGGCUCACGACUAUUGUGAUAAUCAGUGUAUGGUGAAAGAGUGGCCCAAGACUAUCAUGAUAAUCAGUGUAUGGUGAAAGAGGGGGCUCACGACUAUCGUGAUAAUCAGUGUAUGGUGAAAGAGUGGCCCAAGACUAUCAUGAUAAUCAGUGUAUGGUGAAAGAGGGGGCUCACGACUAUCGUGAUAAUCAGUGUAUGGUGAAAGAGGGGGCUCACGACUAUCGUGAUAAUCAGUGUAUGGUGAAAGAGUGGCUCACGACUAUCGUGAUAAUCAGUGUAUGGUGAAAGAGGGGGCUCACGACUAUCGUGAUAAUCAGUGUAUGGUGAAAGAGUGGCUCACGACUAUCAUGAUAAUCAGUGUAUGGUGAAAGAGUGGCUCACGACUAUCAUGAUAAUCAGUGUAUGGUGAAAGAGUGGCUCACGACUAUCGUGAUAAUCAGUGUAUGGUGAAAGAGUGGGCUCACGACUAUCGUGAUAAUCAGUGUAUGGUGAAAGAGUGGCCCAAGACUAUCAUGAUAAUCAGUGUAUGGUGAAGAGUGGCUCACGACUAUCGUGAUAAUCAGUGUAUGGUGAAAGAGUGGCUCACGACUAUCGUGAUAAUCAGUGUAUGGUGAAAGAGUGGCUCACGACUAUCGUGAUAAUCAGUGUAUGGUGAAAGAGGGGGCUCACGACUAUCGUGAUAAUCAGUGUAUGGUGAAAGAGGGGGCUCACGACUAUCGUGAUAAUCAGUGUAUGGUGAAAGAGUGGCUCACGACUAUUGUGGAAAUUUACUAUCGUUUCAUCCCUAGUGUCACUGUGCCGUGUAUUUCAUUUAAUCAUUUUCAUGGGGGCUAUCGGGGUAAACAUGUUAAGAGUUCAAAGUUUUCUGUCUUUUUUCUGAUUAUUAUUAGCACAGUUUUGUUAAAAAUGAACUUUGUAUUCUGCUUUACAGUACAAUUUAAGAGUGUUAAUAUCGUCACUGUUCUUUCAAUUAUAUUAAAACUCAAUAAAUAAACAUGUGUGA
This is a messenger RNA of Acipenser ruthenus (sterlet), 4191 nucleotides long. Its product is annotated as GTPase IMAP family member 4-like. The coding region runs from base 27 to 1046 and encodes 339 amino acids. Gene Ontology annotation, molecular function: GTP binding. The record is from RefSeq and is a predicted model, not a curated record. The transcript has 2 exons. Lineage: Eukaryota; Metazoa; Chordata; Actinopteri; Acipenseriformes; Acipenseridae.